Molecule: messenger RNA, 2412 nt
Organism: Macrobrachium nipponense
Lineage: Eukaryota; Metazoa; Arthropoda; Malacostraca; Decapoda; Palaemonidae
Product: trichohyalin-like
Exons: 1
Coding region: 1-2412 (803 amino acids)
Source: RefSeq, a predicted model, not a curated record
AUGUAUACAAAAGCUCUUAAAAUUGCAAAUUUUGCUAAGAUGAAAUUGGUUCAACUUCAUCAGUUGUUUGGCUGCGGGAAUACAGAUGUUCCCGUCAGAAAUGCCGUUAAUAAAUUGGCUCUGUUCUUAUUAGGAACGGUGUUUACCCUUGGACCUAUUGGAGAGAUGAUUUCAUACUGGAAAGAGAAGGCAAUAUCGCCCUCUUCAUCUACACGGACUCUUAACCACGGCACCGAAGAGAUAAUCUCUGCCCUCAAGGAUUUCUAUGAUAAACAGAUUCAUGAAAUGAAGGCUGAUCAUAGGAAUGAAAUUCAGGCAAUAAAAAACGAGUGUUCUUCUCUGAAGGAGAUGCUGGAGGAAAAAGACGAAUUUAUUCAGAUAGUUAUGAAGAAGAUUGAAAGGCCCCUGAAGACAGCCACAACAGGUCGAAAGGGCCGGGAGAACAAGAAAGAAGAAAAGGCCAAAAAGGAAAGCAAUGAAUUGGCAGAGGCAAAGAAGGAGAUCGCUAAACUAAAAGAGGAUCUAGAGCAACUCCGGAGGGAGGUGAGAGCUGGACGGAUGAACGAAAAGGAUUCCAGGCAAUCAAGAAAGGGGCCACACAAAGUUGGAGAGGAAAACCUGCAUCCACAAAGCAGAUUCUGGGCAGGAUUUGCAACCGACCUGAACCUCUCUGAGUGGGAUGUCUAUUCAUUGAUGAAGAGAGAUUCGACGAGACAAAAUAGUGACACUGAAGACCAUGGUGAUGAUAGUAAUUCAUCACGAACAAAAAGUAAAUGUCGGGAAGUCUGUGAAAGCGAAACUGUCACGAGGAAAGGGAAUAAAAUGCAGCGUUGGAUUUGGAAAAUGAACAGAAAGUUAAAACGUCAAGCUAAACAUGACCCUAUGUGGGAUGAACGUCGGGAAGAACUUGAAGAAUGGCAAAAGCUUUCGCAUUCAGAGGAAAUACUCGAGGAGGAGAUACAGGACAUACUUGAGGAUAUGGAACAGAUGCUUAGGAAGGAACUAGAGAGGUUGAAUAAGGAGGAAACAGGAGAAGGGGAAAUAGAGGAGGACAUACUUGAGGAUAUGGAACAGAUGCUUAGGAAGGAACUAGAGAGGUUGAAUAAGGAGGAAACAGGAGAGGGGGAAAUAGAGGAGGACAUACUUGAGGAUAUGGAACAGAUGCUUAGAAAGGAACUAGAGAGGUUGAAUAAGGAGGAAAUAGGAGAGGGGGAAAUAGAGGAGGACAUACUUGAGGAUAUGGAACAGAUGCUCAAGAAGGAAAUAGACGAAGUGGAUAUGGAGGAAAUAGAAGAGCUGCUUGAGGGAGACAUAGAGGAGGACAUGCUUGAGGAGAUAGAAAAGUUGCUUAAGGAGGAGCUACAGGACAUACUUGAGGAUAUGGAGGAGGGGCUUGAGGAGGAAGAAGAGGUGCUCAAGGAGGAUGAUCCAGAGGAGAUAUUUGAGGAUACAGAAAUACUUGAGGCGAUAAGGGAGAUACUCCAGGAGGAGAAGGCUCAAAUGCACUCUAAAAGAAGGUGGGGAAAGAAUGCAUGGAAGUCCAUCAUUCGGGAGCAUAAGGAGAGAAAGGCCGACAAAAGGGCCGAAAAAAAACUGAGGAAACAGCAAUUGAUCUCUACAAAACGGAAAGAGGAGAGAAAGACCCAAAGAGAAGCUGAAAACAGGUGGGUCAGUAGGGUAAAGAGAAAUAUCAUGCAUCGACAUGAAGAAAGAAAGCAUCAAAGAAAAUCUGGAAAAGGGAUGGGACUGUGGAGCUUGAUCGUGCUUGCCAAGCUAAAACGUAAGUUGAUGAAGGCAAACCGUAUGGCUGAUCAAGCAUUGAUACAGAGAGAAGCCAUGUCUCUGGCACUGGAGGAUUAUAAGUUUAGGAUAGCUGAACGAGAAAGGAGAAAGGAGGCAAAAAGAUUUCUUAAGGAACAAAAGGAAAGGAGGGCCCAAUCAAAGGCUAGAAAAGACAGGCUGGAGAAGGAAAUGAGAUUCAAAAGGAAGCAAGAGCACAAGAAGAGGAAGGCUUUGGAACGAGAAAUGAGAAAGGAGGCAAAAAGAGCUUUUAAGGAAGAAGAAAAGGAAAGGAAGGCCCAAAUAAAGGCUGAAAAAGACAGGAUGAGGAAUGAAUGGAGAUACAAGAUACAGCAAGAACGCAAGAAGAGGAGGGCUCUAGAAAGCCUUGAAAUACAGCGGAUAAAUCGUGAAUUACAGGAGAUGGUGAGAAGGAAAAAAGACUUGGAUAUGUAUAAAUUACCCUUAAAUUCUUUAGAAGCCCUAAUUCUUGAAUACAUUUGGUUCUUCUUGGAAGAACCUGCAUUGAUCUCUUUGUAUCUGAGACAUCCUACAGAUCCCAAUUACAUCCUGAAUGUUCUGGAGGAGCGUUGGAAAAACAGGAAAAAAGAUAGAAAGACAACACGCUCUUAA